GGGUCCCAACACGAUUAAAGAACUUGUAUGUUCCAGAUGUCAGGCGGGUAAUCGUUUAGUACUUCCUAGUACGUAUGUGUUCUGCCCUAACAUACAGAGGAGCGGAGAGUUAUUUGCUUUGUGGAUCAUCCCAUUCUCAGGAACGGAGUUUAGGAAUGAUGGCACAAUUGCAAGCUGUCAGCAGUUGAAACCCCUGUCACUGACAGGGGGUGGCAUCACUGCACCGUGGAACUCGUCAUCGUCACUGGCUGUCGCCGGGCCUGUCCAAGCAGCUUUCCUUAGAUUUGCGCUGGGCCGUUUAUUUCCCACCACCCGUCGGUCCUUUCUUUGCUUUUUACGCGACAGCACGGCUUUCCCGACCAUGACCUCCCUUUCUCGAUAUCGACGACCAUCAGCCUCUUUUCUACCCGACUGCUGCUCCUGGUGAUGCUCCCAGGCCGGCAAGCGACUGAGCUGCGCAUUGCUCUCCCCCCUCGACCGGAUGCUUCGGAACUGCGACGAGGAGGUCGCGCCGAGGCUAAUAGGAUAAUAUGUGGCGAAGAACAUACCUCUUUCUGGUUUUGGUCCGGCUCUGGUUCGCGCUGUCGCCGAGCUACCUACAUCCCGACGAGAACCUCCAGGGCCCGGAGGUCAUCGCUGGAGAGAUCUUCCGUUACCCUGUCCGACGUACCUGGGAAUUCACAAGCGACAACCCAAUUCGGAGCGUAUUCCCACUAUGGCCCGUUUACGGACUCCCGAUGCUCCUGCUCCGGUGGCUGUGGAUUGGGAAUGGAAAAGACGGCGAGAUCCCCCCCAUCGCGGUCUUCUGGACGCUGCGGGUGUUGAUGUUCAUUGUCAGCUUCGUGCUGGAGGACUGGGCGUUACACGAGCUUAUCCCGUCGCAACGGCAGAGGCGCGUGGCAGUUCUCUUGGUCGCAUCGUCCUACGUCACCUGGACGUUUCAGACGCACACCUUUUCCAACUCGAUAGAGACGUUGGUUGUGGCUUGGAGUCUGGUGCUUAUUGAGCGCAUUGUCGCGAGUCCGCAGCGCGGCUCGGUUCUUGCCUCGACCGUCCUCGGGAUUGUCGCCGUCUUUGGCGUCUUCAACAGGAUCACGUUCCCGGCCUUCCUACUGAUACCCGGCCUCCGGCUGUUACCUUACUACUGGAAGAACCCUCUGUCAUUUGUCGCGAUCGUCACGGCUGGAAUCUGCACGACCGCGCUCGCCAUCACGCUCGAUACGGCAUUCUACAGUCCGCAUUCGAUUUCUUGGUCCGAUCUGCUCCGCAACCCGGUUCUUACCCCUCUCAACAACCUCCGUUACAACAUCUCGCCGGCCAACCUGGCGAAACAUGGACUGCACCCGUGGUAUCAGCACCUGUUGGUGAACCUGCCACAGCUCCUCGGACCUGCGACGGUGCUCCUCUUCACCCGGCCCAAGCGCUCAUCGCGCCUGUACUCUGCGAUCUCGGGCAUUGCCGUUCUCUCUUUAUCGCAACACCAGGAGGCACGGUUUCUCCUCCCUACUGUUCCCCUUAUCCUCUCUUCCGUCCGCCUCCCGAGGAGCGAGAAGGCAAUGCGCGCCUGGGUGGCGUCGUGGAUCGUCUUCAACGUCAUCUUCGGCACGCUAAUGGGGGUCUACCACCAAGGAGGGAUCGUCCCGGCGCAGGUUUUCAUGAGCAAACAGCCGGACGCGACCGAGGCGGUGUGGUGGAAAACAUAUAUGCCGCCCAUCUGGCUGCUGAACGGGAAGAACGAGGUCUUGCGGACGCGGGAUGUCAUGGGUAUGAAAGGGGAGACGCUUUUAGAGGAGCUACAGCAGCUCGCAACUUGCGACACUCCGGCGGACAGGAGGAGCAUGGAGUAUCUGAAAGAGAAGAAUGGGACAUACCUGGUGGCGCCGCUGUCUGCGACAUGGCUGGACCCUUAUCUUCCGAAUAAAGGGCUGGAGGGAUUGAGGUUUCGCGAGGUCUGGCGGUAUCAGCAGCACCUGAACCUGGAUGAUUUGGAUUUUGCGGAGGACGGCGUUUGGAAUACCCUGUCUAGAGUCAUUGGGCGGCGAGGUCUUGCUAUCUGGAGAGUAACGAAAAGCUGUCCUGGGGUCAGGGGGAGGUAGCAUCUUUUUUUUUUCUUAUUUUUGGGCGGUAAUCUGAUAGCAACGUACGGAUACGUACGCAGUAAUGGAACCUUGUGCGAGCGAGACCAAGCAACA
Molecule: messenger RNA, 2192 nt
Organism: Thermothelomyces thermophilus ATCC 42464
Lineage: Eukaryota; Fungi; Ascomycota; Sordariomycetes; Sordariales; Chaetomiaceae
Product: glycosyltransferase family 22 protein
Exons: 4
Coding region: 531-2096 (521 amino acids)
Biological process (GO): GPI anchor biosynthetic process
Cellular component (GO): endoplasmic reticulum membrane
Molecular function (GO): alpha-1,2-mannosyltransferase activity
Source: RefSeq, a predicted model, not a curated record